Molecule: messenger RNA, 2089 nt
Organism: Gossypium raimondii (Peruvian cotton)
Lineage: Eukaryota; Viridiplantae; Streptophyta; Magnoliopsida; Malvales; Malvaceae
Product: protein NRT1/ PTR FAMILY 4.3
Exons: 5
Coding region: 128-1864 (578 amino acids)
Biological process (GO): transmembrane transport
Cellular component (GO): membrane
Molecular function (GO): transmembrane transporter activity
Source: RefSeq, a predicted model, not a curated record
UGGCUGGGCAUUUAUAAAUUCCCUCAAAUUCAGCCAUAUUAGACAGAGUAGAGACAACAAGUCAGCCUCUCCCUCCCUUUUUCUUGCUUUGUUUUGUUUUGCUUUGCUUUAGCUUGAGAAGGUGCAAAUGGAAGAAAGAAGAGGGAACAUCAAAGCAGAGAAUGAGAUGAACAUCAACAUGAAGGAAGAACAAAGCACACUUGACUGGAGAGGGAGGCCCUCCAACCCUAACAAACAUGGUGACUUCCAAGCUGCUUCAUUUGUUCUUGGGCUUCAGGCAUUUGAGAUAAUGGCAAUAGCAGCAGUAGGGAACAACCUGAUUACAUAUGUUAUAAAUGAGAUGCAUUUCUCCCUCUCCAACUCGGCAAACAUAGUGACAAACUUUGUGGGAACAAUCUUCCUUUUGGCCCUCCUUGGUGGUUACCUCUCUGACUCUUUUCUUGGGAGUUUCUGGACCAUGCUAAUCUUUGGCUUUGUGGAGCUUUCUGGAUUGAUAUUGCUGUCAGUCCAAGCUCAUGUUCCCCAAUUAAAGCCACCAAAGUGCAACAUGGUAACUGAUGGAGAGAAAUGUGAAGAAGCAAAGGGGGUGAAGGGCUUGAUUUUUUUUGUUGAACUAUACUUGGUGGCAUUAGGAAGUGGAUGUGUUAAACCCAACAUGAUUGCUCAUGGGGCUGAUCAGUUCAACAUUCAAACCAAAAAGCUCUCAACCUACUUUAAUGCUGCCUAUUUUGCCUUCUCCGUUGGUGAACUCUUUGCCCUUACCCUUCUUAUAUGGAUCCAAACUCAUGCCGGUAUGUAUGUCGGAUUCGGACUCUCAGCUGCUGCAAUGGCCAUGGGACUAAUUACCUUGGUUUCUGGGACACUGUAUUACAGAAACAAGCCUCCUCAAGGAAGCAUAUUCACCCCCGUUGCUCAAGUUUUGGUGGCAGCCAUAUUAAAGAGAAAGCAAAUUUGUCCAUCUAAUCCUAAUUCCAAUUGCAGUAUGCUUCAGACGCAAAGGUUUAGGUUCCUGGACAAAGCAUGCAUAAAAAAUGAAGAUGGAAAUAACAGGAGGAAGGAAAGUCCAUGGAGAUUGUGCAGUGUAAGCCAAGUGGAGAAACUGAAGAUAUUGAUAGCAGUAAUUCCUAUAUUUGGUUGCACCAUUGUUUUCAACACCAUUUUGGCUCAGCUCCAAACAUUCUCAGUGCAACAAGGAAGUGCCAUGGACACUCAACUCACCAACUCUUUCCAUAUCCCUCCAGCUUCCCUUCAGUCCAUCCCUUACAUCAUGCUCAUCUUCAUCCUCCCUUUAUACCACAAAUUCUUCGUCCCCUUCGCCACCAACAUCACUGGUCAUGAAUCCGGAAUUUCUCCUUUUCAAAGAAUAGGAUCGGGUCUUUUCCUUGCAACGUUUUCCAUGAUUUCAGCAGCUCUAUUGGAGAAGAAGAGAAGGGAGUCGGCCUUACAUUCGGGCAAAACAAUAUCCAUAUUUUGGAUCACCCCACAGUUCCUAAUCUUUGGAUUAUCAGAAAUGCUUACUGCGGUUGGCCUCAUUGAGUUCUUCUACAAGCAGUCCUUGAAUGGGAUGCAAGCAACUUUUACUGCCAUAACCUAUUGCUCUUACUCAUUUGGCUUCUACCUCAGUUCAGUGCUUGUUUCCCUGGUAAAUAAGAUCACUUCAGCUUCUUCCAAUGCCGGUGGUUGGCUUAGCUACAAUGAUCUGAACAAAAACAGGCUUGACCUUUUCUACUGGUUGUUAGCAGUCCUCAGCUUUCUCAACUUCCUAAACUAUCUAUUCUGGGCUAGAUGGCAUUCUCACCAUUCUUCUCCACCACCACAACCCACCGCACUGUCAAAAGAUGGUGGAUAUGAGAACAUACCAUAAAUUAAUGUUGCAUGGAACGUCGAUUUUCUACAUAUAAUAUGAGUAUUUCAAGCCAAUAUUAUCUACUGUAUAACUUGAAUGAUAGAUAAAGAUUUAGGAUGCCAUUCGGAAAGCUCUUUUAAAACGUAUACAGGUUGUAUAAACAAGUAAAGAAGACACUAUAAUUAAAGUGUAUCAUUCUUGAAUGUUUGUUUUAAUGGUCUCGACAGAUAAUUAUUAUGAUUA